AUGGUGAUAUACAUACCCAAAGGAGACGACCAUCAAGUCCCUGAAGGAGUUAUAAGCUGGAAUGAAGUCGUGAGAACUCGCUACAAUCCGAAGACAGUGCCAAAAGCUGAUAUUGAUUUGGAUAAAGAUAUGAUUAUCCUACCUUACUCCAGUGGCACCACAGGCUCUCCAAAAGGUGUUAUGCUCUCCCAUCGGAAUUUUGGCACCAUGAUGAACAUUUACUUGAAACACGAGGCUACUAACAUUGUACCUCUUAUCGCUGAUGACUGGGAUUACCAACGAGAAAAGUUAAUGCUGUUCCUCCCAUUUUACCAUGCUUUCGGUUUCGGUACGUCUGACUUUCCUGGUGAAAGAAUUCGAUCAUAG
This is a messenger RNA of Cylicostephanus goldi, 366 nucleotides long. The record is from the annotation of a GenBank genome assembly. Lineage: Eukaryota; Metazoa; Nematoda; Chromadorea; Rhabditida; Strongylidae.